This is a messenger RNA of Adineta ricciae, 3360 nucleotides long. NCBI's taxonomy places the organism in Eukaryota, Metazoa, Rotifera, Eurotatoria, Adinetida, Adinetidae. The record is from the annotation of a GenBank genome assembly.
AUGCUCGAGAUUGGCCUAAGAGUGGUCCGUGGUCCCGAUUGGAAAUGGGCUCAACAAGAUGAUGGUGAAGGUCAUGUUGGUACAGUUGUUGAACUAGGUAAACCAGGAAGUAACACAUCUCCCGACAAAACUGUUGUUGUUCAAUGGGACUCAGGAUCUCGAACAAAUUAUCGUGUUGGAUAUCAAUCCGCUUAUGAUCUACGUGUUUAUGAUAAUGCACCAGUUGGAGUUCGACAUCCAAAUGUCAUUUGCGAUGCUUGUCGGAAACAUGGAAUUGUUGGCAUGAGAUGGAAAUGUGCUCGAUGUUUUGAUUUCGAUCUUUGUACACAUUGUUAUAUGGCUUUAGACAAACAUGAUCUUACCCAUCCAUUUCUUCGCUUCGAAACAGCUACGAAUACACAAGGCGUGAAAGUUCCACCUCGAAGUCAAAGUCUUGAAUCACGUUUAAUUGCUAAAGGUAUAUUCAAAGGUGCUGUUGUCGUACGUGGUGCUGAUUGGGAUUGGGGUGAUCAAGAUGGUGGGCCAGGUGGUCAAGGAAAAGUUCAAGAAAUUAAAGGUUGGGAAAAUGAAUCUGGACGAAGUGUAGCAGCUGUUGCUUGGUUACAUAAUCCACAUGUAGCGAAUGUUUAUCGUGUUGGACACAAAGGAAAAGUCGAUUUAAAAUANUUAAUUGCUAAAGGUAUAUUCAAAGGUGCUAUUGUCGUACGUGGUGCUGAUUGGGAUUGGGGUGAUCAAGAUGGUGGGCCAGGUGGUCAAGGAAAAGUUCAAGAAAUUAAAGGUUGGGAAAAUGAAUCUGGACGAAGUGUAGCAGCUGUUGCUUGGUUACAUAAUCCGCAUGUAGCGAAUGUUUAUCGUGUUGGACACAAAGGAAAAGUCGAUUUAAAAUAUGUACAAGAAGCCAAAAAUGGUCAAUAUUAUAAAACGCAUUUACCUGUCCUUGGUGAACAUAUCGAACGUCUUGUGCCACCGCUUGAGCUUUCACAGUUUUCCGUUGGCGAUAAAGUUCGUGUUAUGUCUGAUAUUGAUCUAGUUAAACAACUGCAAGAAGGUCACGGCGGAUGGAACAUACGUAUGGCGGAUGUUUUAAGCAAGGAAGGACAUGUUCAUCGUGUUACGGAACGUGGUGAUGUUCGUGUACAAUUUCACUUAAAUGAUGAAAAUAAUCAAGAACAAUCGUCAUCAUCAAUAGCUCAACAAAAUCGUUGGACAUUUCAUCCGGGCGCAUUGAGUAAAAUACAUUCUUUCGCUACUGGUGAUCAAGUUCUUAUUUGUGCCGAUGAACAACGUUUACGACAAGCACAAAAAGGACAUGGAGAAUGGUCACACGAUAUGAUCGGUGUAUUGGGAAAGCAGGGAAGGGUUUUACAAGUUUAUGGUGAUGGAGAUAUCCGUGUCAGCGUUAAUGGUCAAUCAUUUACAUUUAAUCCACAAUGUUGUGUGCCAUUGACAACAACAGCAACACCAUCAGCAGCAGCUAGUUUACUUAAUUCUACAAGUCAUAAUACACUUCAGGCCUAUCAAGCUCAACAACAAAUGGAAUACGCUUCAAGCGUCGAUUGGAGUUUACACGGUGGUUCAUCCAUCGGUGGUGGAACAACAAAUUCAUCGUCUUGUAAACAAAUGUUAAUCUAUAAUACGCUUUUGGGACAUAACGAUGCGUUAUCAUCAUCAGCCAUUGUUCGAGAUGCAGCUCAAGGAAAACUUCAAGCUGUUCGAGAUGCAUUAAACAAGAAUCCACAAUUAGUUGAAAGUCGAUCUGGUGACAAAUCUGCAUUAAUGUUAGCAGCACAUCAAGGCCAUAUAGAUAUUGUUCGCAUUCUUCUCUCCCAUGGAGCUAAUUUAGAACAGCGUGAUGCUGAUGGUGACACUGCACUUCACUAUGCGUGUUUUGGUAAUCAACCCGAUUGUAUAUCGUUAUUAUUAUCAAAAGGUGCAGACAUCAAUUCAAUUAACUCCACGGGGUGUUCCUCACUACAUAUUGUAAUUAAUAAACAAUUGUUAGAGUGUACAAAAAGAUUGCUAAGCAAUCAACAACCAGCCAUCGAUGUUAACUUACAAGACAUUUACGGAGAUACUGCAUUACAUGAUAUUGCAAAUACUCGUGUUUUCGGCCAUUUUGCUGGUCUUGAUGAAUUGUCUUCAUGUGGGACUCAUUCGAGCAUUCUUAAUCUAAUCAAAGAAUUAGAAGAAACGCGCCACCAAACAGGUCUUCUUCCAUCCGAAGGAACAUCGCCUGAUCGUUCCAACAACGAAUGCGUCGAUGGACGAGAACUAAUCGAUCUUCUGCUUUCCGUACCAAAUAUAAAUUUCAAUUUAAAAAAUAAACGCGGAUUUAAUGUUCUUCAUCAUGCUGCACUCAAAGGAAACGCUUAUGUGACAUGCCGAUUAAUCGAAUUAUGUCGACAGUUAGUCGAUUCGAAGAAAGAUGAUGGUUUCUCUUCGCUUCAUUUAGCUUGUUUAAAUGGCCAUUUAUUAGUUACUUGUUUACUAUUACGUUGUGGACACGCGACAGUUGAGAUUUGUAACAGUCGAAAACAAACUCCACUUCAUUUAGCCGUUGCCCAAGGACAUUCAUCCAUUGUUAUUCUCUUAGUACGUGAUCAUCGGGCGUCAACCAAAGUUCUCGAUGAAGAUGGUGAUACACCGCUGCAUUUAAUUCUUUCAAAGACUCAACAGUCUGACGAUUCCUGUUUAACAUUAUUAGGAUCGGAUUUGAUUCCACAGAUGCCUGUUGAUUAUCGUCAAAUACCAAAUAUUGUUUUAGCUGCAUUUCUAAUCAAAUGCGAUGCACCGUUAUUGGUUAAAAACCGUCAGAAUAAACUACCUCUAGAUUAUGUCAGUGAUCAAAAAUUGAAAGAAUAUUUUAUUUUAUUGAAUCGCUCAGCAAUUAUUAAGCAAGUUAUGCCGAAUACAUCAGCAUUAUCACCGUGUAUUAUAUGCGAUGAAUGUCCCGCGGAUAUUUUGUUUGAACCAUGUAAACACAAAAUAUCUUGUAAAGAAUGCUGUGUUAAAAUGAAACGAUGUGUUUUGUGUCAAUUAAAUAUUGAUGCUAAAUAUACACACGAUGGUCAGUUGAUCAGUAGUCCUUUGGUAGGUGCUACUCGACAUACACAUCGAUUACCAUCAACAACUGCGGGUAAUAUAAAUUCUGAUGGAGAAAUUAUCAACAAAGUCGUACGUGACCUUGAAACGAAAGUUCAAGAAUUAGAAGAUGGACAAUCAUGUUCAAUUUGUAUGGAACGAGCACGAAAUGUCGCUUUUCUAUGUGGUCAUACUGCUUGUUCAAAUUGUGCUCAUCCAUUGAAAACUUGCCAUAUCUGUCGAAAGCCAAUUACGAAAAAAAUUAAUCUUUAUUCUUAA